Penicillium canescens is the source of this 351-nucleotide messenger RNA. RefSeq lists its product as uncharacterized. The transcript has 4 exons. The record is from RefSeq and is a predicted model, not a curated record. Bases 1 to 351 code for a protein of 116 amino acids. Lineage: Eukaryota; Fungi; Ascomycota; Eurotiomycetes; Eurotiales; Aspergillaceae.
AUGGUGACAGCCGGCAAAAAGAAAGAAUACCUUUGCAUUAUGCCCGAUCGACCACAUGUUCUCGACCUAAGAAGGAAGGUAAAAGGUGGUCGCUACGAAGGCAUCCAAUCGUUGAUUGUCAGUGGCAAGCUUAUCGAUGGAGGUGCGAUCUUUACGGAACAUCCGCAGGAAAGCGAGGACGCACAGAUCCUGGGAAGCGUGGUUGUAUCCACGGGCGAAAGCGCCGAAGAGGUUCGACAAAUCAUCAAUAAUGAUAUCUACGUCAAUAAUCGCGUGGGUGAUCUCGAAAAGUCCAAAUUUAUCCAUAUGUGCCUGCUGUCAAAAAACCACCUGCACAAUCUUGUUGUCUAA